Molecule: messenger RNA, 1672 nt
Organism: Chenopodium quinoa (quinoa)
Lineage: Eukaryota; Viridiplantae; Streptophyta; Magnoliopsida; Caryophyllales; Amaranthaceae
Product: probable inactive purple acid phosphatase 29
Exons: 3
Coding region: 194-1429 (411 amino acids)
Cellular component (GO): cytoplasm
Molecular function (GO): hydrolase activity, acting on ester bonds
Source: RefSeq, a predicted model, not a curated record
GGCCAAGGAUACUACGUAUAAGCGAGCAUCAUGUGGCAAACAAGAAUCAUUACAUUAUACGUUGUAUAAAAAAUACCCUACAAAAGUACAAAGAUCUACUCCGUAUUAUUAUUUUAGUACCAAGUAAGUCCAAAUAUAUGCAACAACAGACACAGGUUCGGUUUAAUAAGAAACUACAUACACAAAAUUAGGGAUGACUUCAAGUUUACUAAAAGAAUUGGGUUUUCUGGGUUUAGUUAUAGUGGGAGUGUUCUUGUUGAUGCCCAAAAAUACUGCGACCUCAUUCGACACAAAUAUAAAAGUUGAAAACAAGGACAAGUUGUUAAGAUUCAACAAAAAUGGAGAAUUCAAGAUAUUGCAAAUCUCAGACAUGCACUACGCCAAUGGCAAGGACACUCCUUGUAGGGAUGUCUUGCCAUCUCAAAUGGAAUCCUGCUCUGAUCUCAACACUACUCAUUAUCUCCGCCGUUUCAUCGACGUUGAGAAGCCUGACCUUAUUCUUUUCACUGGCGACAACGUGCAUUCAAUGGAAGCAUAUAACUAUAACAGAUCAAUGGAUGAAGUAUUUGCAGCAGCAAUUGAGUCCAACAUACCAUGGGCUGCUAUCCUUGGUAACCACGACGUAAAUGUACUGCAAACAGGAUUCUCAAGACAAGCAGUAAUGGAAUACAUUGUUGGUAUGAAAAACACUCUGUCUCUUCUCAAUCCUUCCAAUCUCCAACAGGGUGAGUCCAUUUGGGGAUAUGGCAAUUACAACUUGGAGGUCGCCGGUUUCGAAAACUCCCCUUUUCGAAACAAGUCUGUCCUUAAUCUUUAUCUCCUUGAUACCGGUGACUACACCUACAGCCUCGCUCCUACGUUUUACAUGGGAUAUGAGUGGAUCCAACCUUCUCAGCAAUCUUGGUUCCUUCGCACCUCUAAACAACUCCAACAAGCCUACACCAGCCCGCCCGAAGCACAGCAAGGACCCGCUCCAGGGUUGGCAUUCUUCCACAUUCCUAUACCCGAAUUCAACAAAAUCAAGGAAUCUGAGAUGGUGGGUGUAAAACAGGAGCAUGUCAUUUGCCCCGGUGUUAAUUCAGGGUUCUUUGAUACAAUGCUUGAAGCCGGAGAUAUUAAGGCUGCAUUUGUAGGACAUGGUCAUGUGAAUGACUAUUGUGGUAAGCUCUGUGACAUACAACUUUGCUAUGAUGCCGGAUUUGGGUACCAUGGAUAUGGAUUAGCCGGUUGGGCUAGAAGGGCGAGGGUGAUCAAUGUUAAGUUGGAUAAAACUAAAGAUGGUAAUAAUUGGGGUCCUGUUAAGUCCAUCCUUACAUGGAAGCGACUUCACGAUGAUCGUCUCACUCUCAUUGAUCCUGAAGUCCUUUGGACCUCUACUACUGGUGGAGAUGGAGAUCAAUCUUUGUUCAAACCAAUUAUGAGCGAAUAAGAUUGUUUGCUGAUGAUGUUGAUGGAGAUGCAGUUACAAACUAGAUAGUAGUAUUUAGAGAUUAGUAUAUAUAGCUAGCUGUAUGAAGCAAGAAUAAAAUCUGGCCUAUGAUUAUGAUUAGCUUGUACUUCAAACUCAUAUUUGUCUUGUACUUGUUUUAUGUAAUCUUGGACUGGCAGUUUUGGGCCUCCAUUUGAAGUAUCUUAUAAAAUGUGUACUUUAAUAUAUAGGUCAUGAGCUUAA